AUAUUUUCCAUCCAAAUUAUUGGUGGUGUUGAAACUGGUUAUUAAAUAAUCAUACAGGGUGGGCAGCUUUUGCCCUUCACUUGAUGAUUUUUUUUCAGGUUUUGUGACUGAUAGUGUUCGUGAGAAUGAUACAACAAAGACACUUAUAGUGAAUGUGGAAUGACUUUUGCGCCCCUCGGCGUCCAGCAAGGCACAGGUAACAACUCACAGAUAAGGACAAAGGGCCAAGGAGGCUGAUGAAAAUGGGGUUAACUCUCAUCCUGGUCGGCCAUAUUAACUUCAUACUUGGAGCUAUUGUCCAUGGCAGUGUCCUCCGCCACAUUUCCAAACCCAGCCGGCAUAUCUCCACUGAAUACACCGUAGCCAACAUCAUCUCUGUCACAUCUGGCCUGCUGAGCAUCGCCUCUGGGAUUAUUGCAAUUGUGGUGUCAAGGAACCUUCCUGUGAUAAAACUGCAAAUAGGACUUCUAAUUGCAUCAUUCCUGAAUGCCCUGCUCUCAGCAGCAUGCUGCAUUGGGCUCCUUUUGGCCAUUAGUAUCACUGUUGCCCACAAUGGUGAGGGUUUGAUGCUGGGAUGCAAUGCCACAGAUGUGCCCAUCAACGCUCGCUCACCUGUCGGUGCCAGAUGCCCGUUUGAUACCACACGAAUCUAUGACACCACCCUGGCACUGUGGAUCACUUGUGCGAUCUUGGCAGCAGUUGAGGUUGGAGUGUCUGUCUGGUGCUUCAUCGUAGGGCUGGCUCUCAGAGGGCUGCCACCCUGUGGGAACAGCUACAUCAAAGAGCAGUUGGAGGUAGAAGCUGAGUGCGCUCCCCAAAGCCAACGCCUGAUUGGACAGCGCUUGAACCCUGACGCCUAACUAAACAAAAAGCAUAAAGGACACCACCCUGUGUGGACAAGCACAGCUAAAUCCCACAAGGCAUUGCUGCACCUGUAUUGAGACCAGUAGAUUUUACCCUACAGUCAGCUAGGUGAGUGUCACUGUGGAACAGGAGUGAAAUUCUUACUAAGGUUCUUACUUCGCAGUAUCAUAUAGCCACAUACAAAGGAAUGGUACCUCUAUUUGUUUUCAUUUAUAAACCAAAACGUUUAUCUUGUGUGUGAAUCAUUUGCAGAAUAAAAUUGGGUUCACGUCAGUGCAUCUGCACCUGAUGAAACCCAUGGUAAAUUCAUUUACGUUGAAAAAUUUAUAAUAAAAAACACAAUGUACAUUUCAGUAGGUGGAGUCCAAAGCGAAGGUUCUUUUGUGCAGAUGUUGGGAUUCAGUGAACAAAAACAGUAUAUGUGUGGAAGCUAAAAUUAGAUUUAAAUGUAGUCUUAUUAGUAUCCAUCGAUGACUGUUUAGGCUCAAUAGUGCCAUAUGUCAUUUAUUUGACGUAUUUUGACGUAUUUGUCGAAGUUUUAUUAUCUAGCAAAAACGUUUCUUGAUUAUUUUAGCUGAAUGAAGGUUUAUUUUAGCUUUUAUGAACUCUCUCAUAUUUUAUUGUUCUUAAUGUUUUUAAUAUUAUACUGUUUGUAUAGAUUUUAUGUUUUGUGUUUGCCAUAAAAUGCCAAAUUAUUUUUAAUUCUAUUCAGAUACUAUAUUUGGCGUCAAAUUACAUUGGACAUGCUAAAUUGCACUUCUUGAAAGUAGUUUGUAUUAUUAGUUGUGUCGCUGUGGCUUUAUGUUGAAGGUAAACCACUGACUAGUUGAACACACUGCCUUUGAAUUUUAUAGAGAUAUGCUUCAGAAAGAAAACACAAAAUAUUUCAAAGACUAUGUGAAAAUGUAGGGCUGAUAAACUCCUAUAUACUGUACUCCACUAUACUGUGAUUGAAUGUCAAGUGUGGUCAUAAUAAGAGGUUAAAUCAGUAUGUGGGCCAGCCGCCUCAGCUGGCACAGACCCCCCCCCAUGAGGCAACGACAGAGAAGAUCCGAUCAGCGUUGAAACGGUUAAUCUAAUGCCAUGCUCAAUUGUGUGGAAGGGAAUCAUAGCACGCAAUACUAAUCUUUAAGCUGUAAGGGAUAAAUAUUGACAUAGUGCUGACUGACACAAUCCCAACAAAUCUGUUUUGCCAUUUCGGAGUACACUCAUUAAGUUUAUAUUUGAAAUUACAAUACGAAUAUGCGGUAGGCUUAUUGUUGUAUAAGGACAAAUUAACUGAAUCCAAUAGUCAUAUGUUGUGAUUUUAUACUGUGUUGGUAAUUGCAGAAAUGUUUGAGUGCAUUAUAAUGUGGCACUUGGGGACAUCUUUUACUGUGAAUUAAUGGAGCUCCCAUAUCUGAAGUUAAUAUAGAAUGCGGUCCAUUUAUAAAUACAGUCUAUCACAAUUCAUAUUAUUUUAUAUCAAUAAUUGACAAUCUAGCAAAAUGCAUAUUUGUGAAAGGGUAUUGAUUAUGACUAAGAUUGCCAAUGUUUAAAUGAGCAUGGGUUAUUUUCUUGAAAUUGAUUGCCUUGAAAACCUACAUUGUAUACAAAUUAAAAAACACAUUGAUUAGAAUUUAUGGCAGAAUUAAAAUGCACGUAUCAGGCUAAAUGGAUAAUACAAAACUUUUGGUGUUUGCAUUGUUGUUUCCUAACGAGAAUUCUAAGCUUUUGAAACAACUGGAGAAGGACUGCCCAAUAGGAUAAAACCAGUGUAAUCACUAAUCUUUUCCCCUGCCUCAGCCGUAAUGGUAAUCGUAUUGCCUGAUUUAAAGAUAAAAGUACAAAUUUGGAUGUAUGGUUUGUUUAAUUUUUUGCUUUAUGGUUUUA
Anoplopoma fimbria (sablefish) is the source of this 2736-nucleotide messenger RNA. Its product is annotated as keratinocyte-associated protein 3. The record is from RefSeq and is a predicted model, not a curated record. Bases 237 to 860 code for a protein of 207 amino acids. The transcript has 7 exons. Lineage: Eukaryota; Metazoa; Chordata; Actinopteri; Perciformes; Anoplopomatidae.